Molecule: messenger RNA, 1523 nt
Organism: Bufo bufo (common toad)
Lineage: Eukaryota; Metazoa; Chordata; Amphibia; Anura; Bufonidae
Gene: FNDC9
Product: fibronectin type III domain containing 9
Exons: 2
Coding region: 379-1056 (225 amino acids)
Molecular function (GO): protein binding
Source: RefSeq, a predicted model, not a curated record
AGAGGACAUAAGGCGAUGUAAGAGACGAGCUGAAGAGGGGGAGGGCUAAAAAGAAAAAAAAUAAUCUUUUUAUGUCUUUUAAAAACCAAGGCAACCGAGCAGUCGGAAUACGUGCUCACAUGUGUAUUCAUGCAGCAGAGACAAAGGAGUCGUUUCACCAGUGUCUCUGGAGAACGGGAACACAAGUGACGGGCACAGGGAGCUGGCAGAUUGAGGAAUGCAGGAACUGGUAAGCCACAGGUGCCAAUCACAUCAAAUAUAUCACAGCGAGCAGUGAAGUCGGAGACAUCCAUUCUGCAGAAGACAAGUUCACUUCUGGCAGCACGCCUGAGAGUAUUUGGCUGGUGUCUCAAUACUGUGCUCAUCCAGAACACUAGAAUGGUGAUCACUGUCCAGAACGUCACUGCUAACACAGCCAUGGUCAUCUGGCCAACAAUCCCAAGCUGUGCAGACAGCUUCUACAGCAUCAUGUACCAGUCUAACUGGAACACAAUGAUGUCCAGAUACUCAAGAGAACACUUUCAAAGACAAGAGAGGAUUCCAGCUAGCCGGACAUUCUAUAUUGUAGAAAACCUCACCCCACUCACAACAUAUAUCCUGUGUGUGACCUGUCAGUCUGCCAAUCCCUCCAGUGACCAAUGCAAGAUCUUCCAUACUUCAGCACAAGAUCCAUCCUCAGUCAACAGCAAGAAAAAAGAUCUGGCUUUAGGCAUCUGGCUCACCAGCAGCAUCAUACUCCUUAUAAUAGCCUGCAUCCUCCUCUACGGGUGCCUGCAUAUAUGGUGGCGCAAACGUCAAGAGCGCGCAAGAGCAGACAAUGUAGAGGGCAAUGACAGAGACAAGAGGCAAGUCUGGGUAAAAGGUGAAAAGUCAGAUGAGAACUAUGAAAAGUCAGGACUGCUACCUGUGAAUGAGGAUAACAAGAGAGAAGAUACAGGCACAGACGGGAGCCAUGUGGCCCCUAUGGUCAUAGAUCCAUUAACUGCUGAUGAAACUGAUAGCCUUACUCAGAAGGAUCAUGAAGAAGUAACUAUACAACCAACUGCAGAGAACUGAUCUUCUACCAGCAAAGUAUACCAUCCAUUAAUCAUAUAGAGCAAUGCAUGCCAGUAUAUAUACUAAGUAAGGAAGAUUAUUAUGUUAUGUUCUGAUAGCUAUUCUGUUUUACUGUAAAAUUUACACUGGUAUAUAUUAUAUAUUGUCUACAGGUCUGAAAUGUACAUACUUACAAGGAACUACAUUAAAAAUACAGAGCGAACUUGUGGUUUCAACUUCGGCGUACAAGGUUCGGGUUAUCUAAGAAUUCCAAUAUGGAUUCCGAUACCACGGACCAUAAGUUAUAAUGGAAUUGUUAGAGAACCCGAACCUUGUACGCCGAACUUGGAACCACAAGUUCGCUCAACACUAAUCCUAAAACAAAGAGCCAAUGUCCAAAUACAAACGAAAGAUAGUCCCAAAACCAAAGUCACCAUUACCUCUCAUGGUGGAAACGCUGAUCGUACAAGGACAAGGCGUCACAGGUG